AGAGAGGAAAAAAGGAGAGGAGGGGGUAGAAGAAAGAGGAAUUAAAAAAGAAAAGGAAGAAAGAGACAGGAGGGAGGGAGGGAGAGAGAGAGAGCGCGAUAAAAAAAGAAAGAUGACAUCGUGUGAAUUGAAGCGCCGAGGUGGAGCGGCGGGCUGCGGCCGGGCUCGAGUGAUUUUCGCCGGGGUCAGAGCUUGAAUCCAACAGCGAGGCUUCGACAAACACCCGAUUGGCCUGUCGGGAGAACCGAGGAAAAAAAAACACUGAUUUAUGCAUAGCAGCCUUUAAGUUUUACUAUUUCAAAUGCGUCAAUCGCAUUACGUGUAACCGUUUUUUAACGUCUAAAUGCAUCAACUCCUGUUUUUUAAUGCAUGAUGUAAGAGUGUAGAAAUAGAAAUAACAUUAUUGAUUUCGUGUGCAAAUAUGGAUUUUUUUUAAGUCAUGCAAAAUAAUAAAUACUCGUUUUUUUGUUGUUGUAAUGGCUCGGUGAAGGGUUAAAGUUAGAUUAAAGUGAAUACUGAAUUGUGUGCAUUAUUGCCUGGUAAUCUGGACCGGUAAUUAAUUAAACGGAAAGAGAUUUUUAGCAUGUUUUAAGGGGGAACCGUUUGAAAACACCUCCAAACGUUCAAUAUUUGCAAACUAUAGACGAUUUAAAGGAUGCCAAUGGUGCGCUAUUAUUCUUGAUUGUGUGGUUAUUAUAGUAUUAUAAUAUUCAUCGCUUUGGAACAAAAUGGAUGCCGCGUGGAGCAAUUUUCUUUUUCAGACCACACCUUCUCAGGCCCAAGUGGAGGGUUCCCUCCAAUCAGAACUUCUGGGUGUCCACACGACCUCUCCUCAAACCCCACCCACCGAGCACAUAGCUCCGCCCCCAUCGACAGUGGACACUGCUGCUCUCAAUGAGGACCCUGUACCUGUGAAGCCAGUGUCCAGACCGGCCCGUGCGGCUCAUAUCUGCUCUAUAUGCAGCAAGCAGUUUAAGAACAGCUACAACCUGCGGCGUCACCAAUCCGUCCACACUGGUAUCCGCAUGAAGGGUGGCUCCCAGAGCCGAGAGGCCAUGGCCAAAGAGAGUACAGAAAGACACACUUUCCCCCUUUCUCUCCACCUGUCCAUACCCCAGCAGCAACCCCAAAUGCUGCCUCCUGUUGCCGUGCUGCCCUCUCACCACACACAAGUCCUGGCUACUCAAGAUGGAAAUGAAGUUGCUAUGGAGAGUGUGGCUUCCACUGUGACCGCCCUCCCUCCUCCUGCUGCUGUUGUCAUGGCAACAGGGGAGCCUGUACAGAGGCCAGUUAACCAGAAUCCCAAUCCUGUGCGUAAAAACCACGCAUGUGAGACCUGUGGCAAAGCCUUCAGGGAUGUGUACCACCUGAACAGACACAGGCUCUCCCAUUCGGAUGAGAAGCCAUUCUCUUGCCCGAUCUGCCAGCAGCGGUUCAAGAGGAAGGACCGCAUGAGCCAUCACGUCAGAUCCCAUCAGGGAGGAGUGGAGAAACCCUAUGUGUGCCCGCACUGUGCUAAAGCUUUCUCACGGCCUGACCAUCUCAACAGUCAUGUCAGACAGGUCCAUUCUUCAGAAAGGCCCUUCAAAUGUCCCACGUGUGAAUCGAGCUUUGCCACACGGGACAGACUGCGCGCUCACAUGAUCAGACAUGAAGAGAAGGUCCCGUGUCACAUUUGUGGCAAACUGCUGUCUGCUGCUUACAUCACGGAUCACAUGAGGGUGCACAACCAAUCACAGCAUCACUCCUGCCACCUCUGCAACCGCAGUUUCACCACACUGACGUACCUGCGUGUUCACGCUCAAAAGCACCACGGUCAGGAGUGGAAGGAGAGCGCAGGAGGGUUUGGCACCACCGGGUCUGGAGGUGUCCUGGUUUGUCAGCUCUGUGGUGUGCACUGCAAGAACCCAACCCAGCUGCAAGGUCACAUGGGUACCCACAAUCCCCCUGUGAGUGACCCCAACCCCAUCACUACUACCAGCGAAGUGGUCCCAGGAACCACGGUCACCCUGUGCAACAUGGUUUCGGCACCAACCAUGUUCUUGAGUGGAAACACAGUAGUGGAUCUGCUAGUCACCGACUGCUCCAGCAUCAUCCCGCAACCUCAGAGCUAGCAGAGCAGAGCUGUAGUGCACACAUGCUAGUAACUAUAUUCACUAUUACAACACACAGUUUUAAAAGUAGCUGUCACCCAUACACCUGUAUGACUCAAAACAGACAUUCAUGUUCAUAAACACUAAAGAACCACAAGAAGCCAAGGAGAAACUGUGAAAAAAGGCAUUCUGAGUGGACAUUGCUCAAAUGUUUUAUGACAUGGACUCGCAGAACCACACAUAUAAAAACUAAUGUAGCAUGAUAUAUUUUGAUAAAACACCUCUCAAUGAUGCACAUAAUAGGACAGGCAGGGGAAAAUUCACUUAACAGUUUUGCCAUGGUUGUCAAAUUACUGCAUUUUAUUUACCAACACACUCAAUGCAGUUUAAUUGGCGCUGCGCUGUAUUCAAAUUAGUACUUUUCAGUCUUUUUAGCGUAAACAUGGCUGCUUUCUAUGUAAAUUAGGUUUAUUGUAGAUUUGGUCUUGUUUACAAAAUUCAGCACUAUUUGCUUGCCGCAAUUAACAUUACGUUUUUACCAGCCACUGGAAAGCAGGUGGUAAACAUUUAUUAAAAUUAGAUGUUGUGUACAUUUUUCAGAUCAUGUCAGCAGUAAUUCAUCAAAUGAUGGAGAAGAGCAUUUUAACCAGGCAUAUAUAAAGACAAGCAUAGUGAAGCACACUUUUGGCAUUGUGUCUGGAUCGCAGUGGUGGAGCGAUGCAGUAUAGUCCCAGCAAAAUAUGCCACAACCUAUUGCUCCAAACCGGCCCGCAAAAUUGGGAAUUUCGUCUUGCAAAUUGCAUUCAACACAAAAGGUUUAGGUGUGUUUGUGCCAUUACCUGAUUUGCAUAAUUCCUUCUGAGUAUCAGGUGUUAAACGCAGACAGCGCAUACAAAUAAACCACGCUAUCAACAAGCGCAAUUUAAUCUUUGUGAAUUCCCCCAUAGUCACUUUACACUUAGCCCUCCCAAAACCAUAUAAUCUAUGUACGUUUUCUAGUUUAGCUGAGGGGGUAUGAGGACAAUAUUUUGUCUUCUUAUGAAGGUGGAAAAGGAGACAAGCAGAGACUUUGAAGGCAGUGUUAAAAUAUUGCCACAUUGCACUCUUUUGCUUUCUCCUUUUCUCCCUUUUACCUUCUUUUUUUCUCACGGCUGCAGGACUCUGAUGAUACUGUGAUUGUGUAUUUCUACUGUAUUUCCUCUGCCUGUAAUAUGAUUUCCUGUUUGUUUGCCAGACCUUUCUUUUCCACCGCCAUAACCUAGCAUCAAGUCGUGUUCAUAUGUCAUAAUAUCUUACUCUGUUUAAAAAUAAAAAGCAGAAAAUGAGAGGUUGGAUGAGAGGAAAGUUGCAGAGAAAAUAUUUCACUUUAAGUCAUGUUUUGACCUAACCAGAAACGCACAGGCAUAGUUUCUGUUUGUGUGUACCUAGUAGCGUCAGUACAGUACUGAUAAUUAAUUAGUCAUGUGUCUGUUUAUUUAAUUGUGACUCUGAAUUUGUCAGCAGUUAUCAAGACUACCAUUAUUCUAAAGGCGUUCAAACUGACUGCAUCUUGCAGAGUGACUGCACAAAGUGACUGGAGCUCAUUCAUUUUCUUUCCAGACAUAAGUGAUAGCGCCAGCCGGUGACAUGAUUUUUGUCCUGCCAAACUGAUCGCACUGUGAAUUCAGUGACAGCAGGUUGAAAGUUUUGCUUUUGCGAACUUACAGAAAUUUGAAUCACUGCCCCCCAGUGGCCUAAGCUGGAAGUGUUGUUGAAUGUAUGGGUACGUUUGAGCUCCAGUUCCCGAAUGAAAUGUCCAUCGAGUGGAGGUAAAAGCAAGUUUUUUUUGUUGUUGUUGUUGUAAUUUAUGUAAUACAGUCAACAAGAAUGCAUAUUUUAUUAACCAUACACGUAACCCAAAUGCCAACCCUUAAACCUAACCGUCAAUGGAGUAAAAAUAUAUUUUUGAGUGGAAAUACAACCUCCGAAUCGAUGACUUUCUGGUUUCCAUUGGAUUGAUUGGGGUUUAUUUCAGGGUACAUGAACAUUCAGAAGCAUUAUGUUGAUUUACCGUGGGAUUAUGUUGGACUGGUGACUUGGAAAAAGUUGAGAAACGUUUACAUUUAUGCAAAUGAGCAGCAAAGUGAAAAGGCAACUACCAGUAGGAGUCAAGACACUGGAGCUCACGCGAUCCGUGGGUGGAUUUGAUUCCUGCAUUAAACAUCUUGCUCAUGAUAUGAUACAUUAUGCACAGCUGCGCUUUAUGUAUAAAUGCUUUUCCCUGCAGUGUAUUAAUUUUUAUCUGUUAAAAAAUGUAUGCCUUUUCAAAAUUGAAUGACUUGUCAUUUCUGAUUUUUAAAAGCUAUGGCCAGUUACGCAGCCGACAAAUAAUCUUAAAGCAACCAGGGGCCGGUUGCAUAAACAUAGCCAUUAACUCAAGACUUCGUAUAACAAUUAGUCUAACUAAAGAUGCCAAAGAAAACCUGUUGCAUAAAAGAUGUUACAGCUGUCUUUAGUAAGACAAGAAUUUCUAAUUUGCAUUGCAUUGUGGUAAAAGUAAGACACUGAACGACAGUGAGCAAUCAACACAGUUUUCCUUCGCUGAAAAUAUUUGCUUAAUAGAAGAAUAGCAUACUUCAAAAUGGACUCUAAUGAGUCAAAGUCUAGUCCCCCACUAGCUGACAAUUAUUUUCCACGGCAACAUAGAAUGUCAAUGAAAGUUAGUGUAGGGGUAUGCAGACUUCCAUUUUGGUCUUAAGUUAGAGCGAUCUAAUUUUUAAUUCUUGUCACUGAUUAUGUGAACUUCCUUACUUACUUCCUGGUAUCAAUGCGGGAUUUGAACCGGGUCUUCCACCCUGCUGACACAACACGCUUCAGGUCGCGCCACGUGGGGAGAUAAAUACACUCGAGCCGAUGCAAAAAUGUCUUUUAGGAGAUUUAACUUUAACUUUUUGCUAGACUUUGAGUGAAAGAUCUGUGAUUGGUCUCUUUUAAUGAAUAACACUGACCUAGGUGUUGAACAGAAGUUUAAUGAUACUAUUGUGAUAUUUUAUACAGACUUCCAAUUUACAGAUUUAGCACAAAGAUGCUCGCUGUGAGUCUAAUUAUUUGGCCAUGACUGUACUGGGGGGAUUUGGUUGGUGUGUAGUGAACAUUUUGUUUGAAUGUUUUUCUUCCUCUCUGAUUCUCACCUCGGUUUUUUUUUUUAUCCGUUCCCAUACGGAGGAGAACAUGACUGAAACAAUGAAACCACUGCCUGACUUUUCCUGAGGAACAGAUGUUAGGUCCUGAACUAAGAAAUUCAAAGAGAGUGAUAUUUAGAUUAAAUGUUUAAAAGUGAUGCUAUUUUCCAUUGCAACAGGCCAUCAAAAAAAAUGAGUGCAACUGUUGUUACUGCUUCCACUAAGAAUUAUAGGAAAAGUUUUUUUGGUUUUGUAAAAGAUUGUGUUUUCAUUUCUUGUUCUGUUGUGAAUGUGAGAAUGGUGUUUAAAGAAGGGCUUAAUCAUUAUGCUCAAGUGAAAUUAAGAGAAAUAAAACACUACUAUCUCAAGUGUCAAAGCUGACAAAAACUAUGGAGAAAAAAUAGAGUUGUCUUGGUUCUUGGUUUUGUAAUGGAGUGAUUUGUUUGAUCAGUUUAGUGUUGGUACUGUAUACUGGUAUAUCUGGUUAUUACUGAACUUAAUUUUAUUAUAAACUUUGUUCUUCCUGUCUAGAAAUGUAGUUGUUUUAACAAGGUCCAGAUCAUGUUUAGGUUCUUUUUAAUUUAGCAUUAAGCUGAAAUAAUACCUCUAAUCACUGUACAGCUCUGUCAAUGCAUCUCAAUGCCUUAUUGUUCUCUACCACAUUUAAUUCGUCAAACUCUAAAACUAUUUUAAAUUAUAGUCAAGAAACCAGUUAAAAGGAAAGAAAAAUAAUAAUGGGAUGUAUUUAUAUUUAUAUUUUUGUAUUUCUCAGCAGUAUGCAUGUCUAUAAACAGAGCAAAACAAAAUGUUGAUGCUUACCAUGAUCAUGAAUAUUAUGUUAUUAUUUUGUAGAUUAGGUAGAUCAUGUUAUCAUUUUGUAAUUUUGACUAUUAAAAGGAAA
Molecule: messenger RNA, 6155 nt
Organism: Xyrauchen texanus (razorback sucker)
Lineage: Eukaryota; Metazoa; Chordata; Actinopteri; Cypriniformes; Catostomidae
Product: myc-associated zinc finger protein-like
Exons: 7
Coding region: 729-2114 (461 amino acids)
Biological process (GO): regulation of transcription by RNA polymerase II
Cellular component (GO): nucleus
Molecular function (GO): DNA-binding transcription activator activity, RNA polymerase II-specific; RNA polymerase II cis-regulatory region sequence-specific DNA binding
Source: RefSeq, a predicted model, not a curated record